Colletotrichum godetiae is the source of this 1251-nucleotide messenger RNA. RefSeq names its product ankyrin repeat-containing domain protein. Gene Ontology annotation, cellular component: ciliary inversin compartment. Gene Ontology annotation, molecular function: protein binding. The record is from RefSeq and is a predicted model, not a curated record. Bases 1 to 1251 code for a protein of 416 amino acids. Lineage: Eukaryota; Fungi; Ascomycota; Sordariomycetes; Glomerellales; Glomerellaceae. Gene Ontology annotation, biological process: protein localization to ciliary inversin compartment. The transcript has 2 exons.
AUGAAUGUUACUUGCUCCAAGAGGUGUUGCACGCCGCUGAUCAACCUUAUCGGAAUUCCAGGCAGCAAUGCAACGAUACUGGAACUGAUUGGCGGAGGUGCAGUUGUCAACUUAGACAAUUCUCAGUUUGGUACGGUCUUAAACAAAGCAUGCUAUGACGGCAACUUGUCAAUGGUCGAGUUCCUUCAUCAGAAAUGUGGCGCGGACGCGAACUUUAUCUCCAAAGGCUUCUUCGGUAAUGCCUUACAGGCUGCGUGCUUCGGUAAGAAAGGCGUGCUUCAAUCCGAAACCGAGAAGAUUAUCGAAUAUCUCGUGACAAAGGCUGAAGCAGAGAUUAAUCAACAGUGCGGGUUCUUCGGCACUGCACUCAACCUAGCUUGCCAGCUGCCAUUGAGCAGCACAUCAACAAUUCUUACACGCAAAUUCAAGGCGAAUGCGAAUAUUGCUGACCAGAUGGGUCGUCUACCGAUUCACUUCGCAGCCAUUCACUCGUCUGGCAGGUACUCGAGAAUGUUAGGUUCCCUUGUACACCCCCUCCAACUUCCCACGGAUGGAGGUGACUAUUUGAAUUCUGCGGACAAGACCGGUCACACUGUUCUUCACUGGGCUGCUCAAAGCGGAGAUGUUCACACCGUCAAAAAGAUCCUCUCAUCGGGGAAGGUCGAGGUCGACCAGGCCGACAACGAUGGCUGGACAGCGUUGUGCUGGGCUGCUCGAGGUCUAACCUCGAAAUACAAGUUUACCAACAAGGAUAAUCACUACCAAUUAGAGGUGAUCAAAUACCUCCUCGAGAGCGGCGCUGAUGGCCGAGUCAAGGUUAGGACUGACUUCCCCAACGUGACGUGGUGCCCAUUGGAAAUCGCCUAUUUGCAUGACAGCGGGAAAGAUAUCAUCGACAUUCUGUUGGAAGCAAGCGAUACCGAGGAUGUCGAUUAUGUUUUUGGAGGAAUAACAUUAUCGAGCACGGGCUAUCAACAUGACGAAUUGGUUUACUCUUGUUGUCUAUCGCACCUCAUAUUAGACGCACAUAGCUGUCGGAGAUGUCCCGACUUCCACCUCUGUUUCAAGUGCUACAACCACCGGAAAGUACUUCAUCCCGGACCUGACCCAAAGCUUCCCCAUCACAAGGAAUUCAGAAAUAUCGACCCUGCACCGCCACGCGGCGACAAGCCUCCCCAAGUGCCCGACCACAUCUUGGCUAGGAAUGAGUACCUCUGGCCUAAGAAGAAGUCCGACGGCACGAGUAAAUGA